AUGGCCACGUUGGAGAGAAAACAGAUGGUUUUGACAACGUACAUGGCGGUUUUGGCUAUAGAAACCGGAAUGAAGAUGGCAACCGCAUCCUUGAGUUUGCUGAAAGUCACAGAAAUCCCUGUUUAUGUGGCCAAAGAAAAUUUAAGUGAAAGCUUACCAUCGGAUCUGAGAAGUCUUCGAACUUCUGACUUGAUAGAUGUCCAGAUGUUGUCAAACAAGCUGGAAGAAGUCAGUAUAAACGAUGCUGAUCCCUCUCAACAGACUGGUGACUACGUCGAAACAACGGUCCAGAUUAAUUUGAUAUUCGUAGGCAUACCCACUACUUUGAUGGUUGACAUCAGGUCAUACUCGGCUGGAUUGUUGAUCAACAGCAGUAAAUACAAUCCACAAAAUGAAAACGGGAACUUGUGGGUAAUAACUGAUCAUUUAGACGUCCGCCUGCGAGGACUGCUUGAUGAUAUCUUCUCACAUGGCAUAUAUCUCCAACAUUCAAAUAGCAAGUGGAUUGUCCACAAUAUAAAUGAGUAUGUUCAAGUGCGUCAUCCAGUUUGUAUAAACGGCGAGUUUAAAGAUCCAAAUAGUUAUGUGGAGUUCACAGACCGAGUUGUUGUCCAGGAUGAAGGUCCUUGGAUGUCUAUUGAAAUUAUUUUACCCAACAACGAAAGCAAAAACAAACAGUUGCUAUCAAGAGGCGGUCUAAUCUGCAGUCCAAGAUUCAAACAAGAACCGCUAUUAGUUGGUGCUCGUGACGUCGCUGAGAUGGUGGCACAUAGCGCGACAGACUGCCAGAAACGUCUUUUAAAAUUCGUCCUGUGA
This is a messenger RNA of Helobdella robusta, 816 nucleotides long. RefSeq lists its product as hypothetical. The transcript is spliced from 8 exons. Bases 1 to 816 code for a protein of 271 amino acids. NCBI's taxonomy places the organism in Eukaryota, Metazoa, Annelida, Clitellata, Rhynchobdellida, Glossiphoniidae. The record is from RefSeq and is a predicted model, not a curated record.